Zasmidium cellare ATCC 36951 is the source of this 1149-nucleotide messenger RNA. RefSeq names its product carbohydrate esterase family 9 protein. Gene Ontology annotation, molecular function: N-acetylglucosamine-6-phosphate deacetylase activity. The record is from RefSeq and is a predicted model, not a curated record. The transcript has 2 exons. Gene Ontology annotation, biological process: N-acetylglucosamine catabolic process. Bases 1 to 1149 code for a protein of 382 amino acids. NCBI's taxonomy places the organism in Eukaryota, Fungi, Ascomycota, Dothideomycetes, Mycosphaerellales, Mycosphaerellaceae.
AUGUCAGCCAAGUCUACUUCCUUCUACAACUGUCGAGUAUGCAAGAACGGAAAGCUGGUCGACGAGAACAUCUCCUUUUCCAACGAGACCGGACUAUUUCAGGACAGCAAUGGCUAUAUCAGCACUGAUGCCAUUGAUCUCCAAGGAAAGAUCAUCGCUCCAGGCUUCAUCGAACUGCAGACCAAUGGCAUGAGAGGUUUCCACUUCACCCACUUCGACGACGAGGAAAGCUACGCGAAAAAGUUGGACGAAGUCGCUCGAUACCUCCCCAGCCAAGGAGUGACGAGUUUCUACGUGACAAUCCCAACCGUCGCCAGCUCAGACUUCCAAAAGAUCCUCCCCUCCCUCAAACCCCGCCAAAUCCCAUCAGGAGCCUCACUCCUAGGCGCGCACGCCGAAGGCCCCUACCUGCACCCCUCCAAAAAGGGCGCCCACAACGCCUCCCUCUUCCACCUCCCCACCACCUCCCCCACGGAAAUCUACGGCCCAACAGCCCACGACUCCUCCACCCUCAAACUCAUCACUCUCGCCCCAGAACUCCCCGACUCCGGCCCCCUAAUCACCCACCUCACCGCCCAAAACAUCAAAGUCUCCCUCGGCCACUCCUCCGCAACCUACACCACCGGCCUCGCCGCCCUCGCCGCGGGCGCCACCUGCCUAACACACACCCUGAACGCCAUGGCGCCCCUCCACCACCGGGACCCAGGCCUCGCAGGCCUCAUAACCACCCUAGAGCAACCCCCCCCCCCCUCCCCCUACUUCAGCAUCAUCCCCGACGGCCACCACCUCCACCCCAGCAUCACCACCCUCCUCUUCCGCGCCAACCCCACAAAAUGCAUCCUCAUAACCGACAGCAUCGAGCUCGCCGGCCUCCCGGACGGAACCUACCCAGGCCACGCACAGAUCCCGCACAAGCAGACGAAAAUCGGGUCGAGGUGUGUAAGGAACCUUGUGGGUUGGAGUGGGUGUGGGGUGGCGGAGGCGGUGCGGUGCGUGACGGAGAAUGUGGUGGGGUUUAUGGGGGAUGAGGGGAGGGGGGCGCUGGAGGUGGGGCGGAGGGCGGAUUUUGUGGUUUUGGAUCAUGGGGGGGAUUUGUUGGAGACGUGGGUUGGGGGAGUGAAAGUUUGGGGGAGGGAGAGAGUAGAGUAG